AUGUAUAAUAGUAUCGUGCUUUUGUAUGGAGACCCUGUUGAGGUUGAGGAGUUGAAGAAAUUCGUUUCUAUAUGUGAGGAAGACCCAAGCAUUUUGUUAAAACCAGAAUUUUCUUUUUUUAAGGAAUUCAUUGAAAGCUUCGGUGGAAAAGUAAGAAAGGAUAAAGAGUAUUAUGAAAAUAUUCCAAGUGAAGAUAGUACAGAAGAAAAAUCGGAUGCAGCUGAUAAGGAGGACUUAGAUGAAGAAGAGGAAGAAGAAGUAGAAGAGGAAGAGGAAGAAGGAGGUGAAGAUAUAAUGAAAGAGGAAACGACUGAAUGCCCCCCAUUAGCUCCUAUUAUAGAAGGAGAAUUAUCAGAAGAAACGAUAGAAGAGAUUAGUAAAUUAAAAUCAGAAGCAGUAAAUUUAGUUCAAGAAGAUAAAUUAGAGGAGGCAUUAGAAAAAUAUAAUAAAAUAAUUUCUUUCGGAAAUCCAUCAGCUAUGAUAUAUACUAAACGUGCAUCCAUUUUGUUAAGUUUAAAAAGACCAAAAGCUUGUAUUAGAGAUUGUACGGAAGCUUUAAAUUUAAAUAUUGAUAGCGCUAAUGCAUAUAAAAUUAGAGCUAAAGCAUAUAGACAUUUAGGCAAAUGGGAAUGUGCUCAUGCAGAUAUCGAACAAGGACAAAAAAUUGAUUAUGAUGAAGAUUUAUGGGAAAUGCAAAAAUUAAUUGAAGAGAAAUAUAAAAAAAUUUAUGAAAAGAGAAGAUACAAAAUAAACAAAGAAGAAGAUAAAAAAAGGAAAAAAAGAGAAAAAGAAUUAAAAAAAAGGCUAGCUGCUAAGAAAAAAGCUGCAGAAAAGGCAUAUAAAAAAGAAAAUAGUAAAAGGGAAAAUUAUGACUCAGAUUCCUCGGAUUCUUCCUACAGUCAACCGGAUUUUUCUGGUGAUUUUGGAGGAGGUAUGCCCGGUGGAUUUCCAGGUGGAAUGCCCGGCGGAAUGCCAGGCGGAAUGCCAGGCGGAAUGCCAGGUGGAAUGCCAGGUGGUAUGCCAGGUGGUAUGCCAGGUGGAUUUCCAGGUGGAAUGCCCGGAGGAAUGCCCGGAGGAAUGCCCGGAGGAAUGCCGAGUGGAUUUCCAGGCGGAAUGCCCGACUUAAAUUCUCCUGAAAUGAAAGAACUAUUUAAUAAUCCUCAGUUUUUCCAAAUGAUGCAAAAUAUGAUGAGUAACCCGGAGUUAUUGUCCAAAUAUGCCAAUGACCCAAAAUAUAAGAACAUAUUUGAAAAUUUAAAAAAUUCCGAUUUGGGAAAUAUGAUGGGUAAAUCCAAGCCCAAUGGAAAAAACUAA
Plasmodium malariae is the source of this 1314-nucleotide messenger RNA. Its product is annotated as Hsc70-interacting protein, putative. NCBI's taxonomy places the organism in Eukaryota, Apicomplexa, Aconoidasida, Haemosporida, Plasmodiidae. Gene Ontology annotation, molecular function: protein dimerization activity; Hsp70 protein binding. Bases 1 to 1314 code for a protein of 437 amino acids. The transcript has 2 exons. The record is from RefSeq and is a predicted model, not a curated record.